AACGAUGAACCAGUUGUUAUCCAACGCAGUCUCCGCGGUCCACGAGGUGUCCAUUCACGCACUUGGCGGGUCGGCUGCCCAACCAUGACCGCUGUUGAAUCCUGGACUCAGUCGAUCGGUUUCCAUAAACGUAUAAAUAUUAUUAUUAGUCGUGUUUAAAAAUAUUGACAAUCUAGUUUGUUUUCAGUUUUACUGUUAUAAUAAUUUUUAUAUGUUCGUUUAUUCGUAUUUUGUAUAACAAUAAUCAUAAUAAGCAUAUUCAUUAAAGUUUAUCAGACGCGUAUAUUUUAUCCGUUAAUUACGCUGCAAGUGUUGGUAAACAAUAAACAUAUUGUGAAAAAUAUAAGAUUUUGAAAUAUAUUUAUAGGUACCUAUAGUGCGCGUACACGUAACGCAAUGAUUGUGAAUGUGACCAAACUUCAGCAAAUUAUGAGUUUUGUGGUACUGGCCGCAGUGAUAGUGGCUGGCGUGCAGUGUUCCAAUCACGAGGCCGAAAAACGGGUCAUGCACAACAACAAUGACAGUACUAUGCGGAUAAAAGCGCAGUCUCGGAUAUCCAUGUCAAAAGGCAAUGGAUACGGUGCUCGGGUCCAGAUCCGCGAAGAUCAUCAUGGGCGGAAGCACGCGCACGCAAUGGCCAUUUGUGAUUGUAACGGACAGGGUCCGUGGAGACCGCUGUUCAAACCGUCGCAAAUCCUCAAGACCGAAUUCCCCGAACACGAAGCGUUCCACGAAGAGGUAGACGCUCAGUACCGGAACUUGGUAGGCGACCACGUGGAUAACCACUUGAGAUCGCCGCAGACACCGUCGUCCGAACACAUAUCCACCGAACUCGAUAGCGGCGGGUUUAGUGGCGGCGGCAUUAGCUACAGCGGCGGAGGUGUCGGCGGCGGUGGUUACGGGGGCGGUGUCAACGUCGGGAACGGCGGCGGCACUGGUGUCGUGGGCGCUGGAAUCGCCAAGAAACACAACCACAUGAUUCACCUGCACCUGAUUCCACAUAUUUACGUGCCGAUCAUGCACUCGGCUGGUUACUCCGAAGUGAAAAACUAUCACACGACUGUCGACGACGGGCCGUCACUGGCGUCGCCGGUCCAGAACUCGGUGGACACGUCGUCGGAGUUCCACGUCGGCGACGUGGCUGCCGCUGGCGGGUCGAGCCAGCCAGGCACUUCUGGUUCCGGUGGUACAGGUGAAAGUCCCGUGUCCGCCACGGCGGGCGUGACCGGUGACCACGACCACGGUAACUUUAACGGACACUCGGGCGAGACGUCGUACUAUACGAUAACCGACGACACCGUUCAACACCUACACCAGGACUUGCACGAUCAUUACGGCAACGGGAUCGACAAUAAUCACAAUCACGACUACGAGGCCCCGUCCAACUCUGUGCCCGAAGAACCGCAUCAAUACCAGGUACAUGAGACCGACGACCUGUCCAAGGACUACAGCAACAAGAACCACGUGACGAGCGCGUCGUCGACGGCUGCGAGCAAACAGGCGGCGCACCACAACCACUAUCAGCCGCAGCAGGUGCUCAAGCACAGGAACCCCGCGGUCAAACCAAACCGGAGCAAGCACGGCCGCAAGUUGACCAGCCGACAGGACCUGAAGAACCUGCUGGUGAUGCGACCGCCGCCCAUCGGACAGACACAGACUUGGAGGUACGUGUACCGGCCCGCGGUGGCCGGGCACCACCAACCGUAUUACCAGGGCAAGCAGCCGAUUCCGGUGAUCAAGACCAGGACGGUACCGCUCAUCCUGCACAUCCGGCAGAGGUCGGACGACGAUUGAUGCGGUUUUGUACAUACGUGGGCCGCUCUAGCAGUUAUUACUUACCGGUUUUUCUGUUGUUGAUUUAGUGCGGCAAGUGCGCGCCGGUAUUUAACGUUGUAAUGUAAACAAAGUGAAAGAACAAAAAAAAUCCUAUUUUUAA
Messenger RNA from Rhopalosiphum padi (bird cherry-oat aphid), 1936 nucleotides. RefSeq lists its product as uncharacterized. The record is from RefSeq and is a predicted model, not a curated record. The transcript is spliced from 4 exons. Lineage: Eukaryota; Metazoa; Arthropoda; Insecta; Hemiptera; Aphididae. Bases 397 to 1794 code for a protein of 465 amino acids.